UGUUUUUGGUUUAAUAUUUAUUAACGAAAGUAAAAUUAAUUACCAAAAUUAAUGUGGUGGGCAAUGUUAAACUUAAAAUUAACAUAUUAAUAGGUCAGGGGUGGAAAAAGCUGCGCACUGCAGCUUUUUCGAACACAGUUGCUGUAUAAAUCUGCGCCAAUUUAGCUACACUUUGAUUUGUCCCGCGCAUUCGUUUUUCCUCAAUUGACUUCUAAUAAAUUGUGCAAUAGUGUGGAUUUUUUUUUUUUUUUUGCAAAUCGGUCAAAAAGUCAAGAAAAAUUCAUAAAAAAAAUUUUAUCUCUUCUAAAAUGAUGAUUCUAAUAAUGUUUGGUUUUAUGACAAUUUUAUUUGGCGGGACGAGAGCAAGUGUCCUUGUCGCUGAUAAAACAAUGUCGAGGAUGGUGGAAUUAAAUGCAGUGGCACCUUUUUGCACACUCUACACCGAUAGAGGUGUUAUUCAGAAAAUGGUCUUAGGAACGGAUCCCAAAAAAGUUCGACAAAUGUCCAAUAAACUUGUUUCCGAUCUCGAAGAAACCUGCAAAGAUUCAUUCAUUCACAGUUCCACGAAUCAAAGACACGGUUUAAUUUACCCUGGCACUAAAUGGUGUGGUCCUGGUGAUAUAGCAGCUUCCUACGACGAUCUCGGACAACAUACAGCGGAGGAUGCUUGCUGCAGGGAACACGAUCAAUGUCCAAUGACCAUUGGACCUGGGGAUUGCAUCGAAGGUCUCUGCAACAAAUCUCCAUUGAUCCGAUCGCAUUGCGAUUGCGACGCGAAAUUUCGAAGAUGUUUGCAAACUUUAAACACCGAAGUUGCCAACACUUUGGGAGCUCUUUUCUUCAAUGUCAUUCAAGUUAUUUGCUUCAAGGAACGACGACCUUGCUCUGAAUGGCAAAAAAAUGGAUACCGAGAAUCGGAAUCAGAUCGCUUGUGCGCACAAUACCAUUUUCGUCCCAGUGAUAAAUACGUGCCAUUGAUGCCGCUCAAUAUGAACUAAUUAAAUCAAG
Leptopilina heterotoma is the source of this 1008-nucleotide messenger RNA. RefSeq names its product group 3 secretory phospholipase A2. Gene Ontology annotation, biological process: phospholipid metabolic process; arachidonate secretion. The record is from RefSeq and is a predicted model, not a curated record. The transcript has 4 exons. Bases 309 to 998 code for a protein of 229 amino acids. Lineage: Eukaryota; Metazoa; Arthropoda; Insecta; Hymenoptera; Figitidae.